Molecule: messenger RNA, 1857 nt
Organism: Tripterygium wilfordii
Lineage: Eukaryota; Viridiplantae; Streptophyta; Magnoliopsida; Celastrales; Celastraceae
Exons: 1
Coding region: 1-1857 (618 amino acids)
Source: RefSeq, a predicted model, not a curated record
AUGGGUGUGGUUGACCUUGUUGUUAUAUACGGUGGAGAUUGGGAAUUUUCAAGAGGAAUUUACAAAUUCAUUGGUGGUACUGGGAAAGGUUUUGUUGUGAAUGAGUCCAAUUCCUAUGAGGAUUUUUUGGAGAAGAUAUACAAGAUUACGGGAAUUGAUCGAACUUCAAAUGAGUUGCUCAUGAAAUUUGUAUAUAACACACAUUUCCAUAUGGAACCAUUGGUUGUUAGCAAUGAAGAUGACUUGCAAUUCUUCUUACGACAGAAAGAUGAUGCACGGCGACCUGACGCUUCACGGAAACCGGGUACCCCACUAUGUAUAACAGUAAGACCAAAAGAACAUCAACAGUUUCAUUCGCAGGAUGCAAGUUAUGUUCCAGAAACUCAACCUUUUGUUGGACGUGCAAGAAAUCGGAUUGAUGAUUUUCCUAGUUUAAGCCAAUUCGAAGAAGAUUUUGAUGAUGUUAGAGAUGGCCAGGGUCGAGAAGAUAAUAUUAAUGAUGAAUACGAUGAUGACAUUCCUUUUGUUGGAGGUGCAAGUUAUGUUCCAGAAACUCAACCUUUUGUUGUUGAUGAUGUUGCUGCAACUAAUGAUCCUAAUGCGCAGACGGGUGAGAACAUUCAGGUUGGGCAAUAUAGUGGGAGCAAUACUAUUGACCUCAACAGCGAAUCAUCUGAUACGUUUGAUGUGGGGGUGAUUUUUACAAACAAGAAAGAGUUGCAUAAGCAUCUAUCCCUUUAUGCUAUUAAGAAGAAUUUUCAAUUCAGGGUGACGAGGUCGACGAAGUCUUUGCUUGUGGUCGAGUGUCUUGCAAGUGGAUGCCAAUGGCGUAUGAGAGGUAUAAAGCUAAAAGAAACUGAACUUUUUCUUGUGAAAAAAUUCAAUGAUACUCACACAUGUUCGUUGGAAUUUGUGAAUCAUGGGCACAAGCAAGCAUCAGGAAGGGUGAUUGGUGAUUGCAUCAGGGCCAGAUAUGAAGGUGUUGGGCGUGUUUACAGACCAAAUGACAUAAUUCAGGAUAUUAGAAGAGAAUAUGACAUUAAUAUUACCUAUGAUAAGGCAUGGAGGGCUAGAGAAUGUGCGCUUUAUUCUCUUCGUGGUUCACCGGAAGAAUCAUUUGCUUACUUACCCCAUUAUUGUGCUGUAUUGGAGAAUAAUAACCCUGGUACAAUUACUCAUAUUGAGUCUGAUGAUGAUAAUCGACUCAAGUAUUUUUUCAUGGCAAUUGGUGCAAGCUUACGUGGAUUUCAUAGUUCAAUGCGCCCUGUCAUCGUCGUUGAUGGCACCCAUUUGAAGGGUAAGUAUUUGGGUACACUUUUUGUGGCAACUGCUUUGGAUGGAAAUGAGCAAAUUUAUCCGGUUGCUUUUGGCAUUGGUGAUUCUGAGAAUAAUGCAUCUUGGCAAUGGUUUUUUGAAAAAUUACGGGAUGUCAUUACAGUUGAAGACUUCUCACGGUUAUGUAUCAUUUCAGACAGAAAUCCUAGCAUUGAUAGGGCAGUUUCACUUGUAUUGCCUGGUUCAUUUCAUGGCACAUGUAUCGUCCAUAUCCAACGAAACAUGAAGGCGAAAGGGUUCAACGAAUCUAUCAUCCCUAUAUAUCUUAAAGCUGCUAAGGUGUAUCGAACAUCUGAAUUCGAGCAUUUAAUGAAUCAGUUGCGUAAUGUCGACGGAGGUAGACCUUAUGCUUAUUUAGUUGAAGCUGGUUUCCAUAGGUGGUCUAGAGCACUGUCUUCUGGUAAGAGAUAUAGUAUCAUGACGAUGAACAUUGCAGAGUGCUUGAAUGCUAUACUACGAGAUGCUCGAAGUUUGCCGAUUACAAUGCUAGUUGAACAAUUGCGUGCCAAAUUGCAGGAAUAG